Ostrinia furnacalis (Asian corn borer) is the source of this 943-nucleotide messenger RNA. Its product is annotated as glutaminase liver isoform, mitochondrial-like. Gene Ontology annotation, biological process: L-glutamine catabolic process. The transcript is spliced from 2 exons. The coding region runs from base 32 to 376 and encodes 114 amino acids. Gene Ontology annotation, molecular function: glutaminase activity; protein binding. The record is from RefSeq and is a predicted model, not a curated record. NCBI's taxonomy places the organism in Eukaryota, Metazoa, Arthropoda, Insecta, Lepidoptera, Crambidae.
UUCUUUUGUUUUCAGGCACCACUUAUCUGGAAUGGACAUGACAUUAUCGGACUACGACGGCCGCACUGCUCUGCAUUUAGCGGCGGCUGAAGGGCACCUAGCGUGUGUAGACUUCCUCUUAGCCCAAUGCGCGGUGCCCCAUGACCCCCGCGACCGCUGGGGCAGCCGCCCUCUAAACGAGGCCGAAACAUUCGGCCACACUGCCGUAGUCAAUUACCUCAAGGAUUGGGAACGCACACAUCCUCAUAACGAGGCUACUGACGCUCCACCGUCUUCUGUAGACGAUUUAUUAGAAGCAAAACCCGACGCCAACGACGCCGUCAAAGACCCAAGUAUACAAGAGAUCGUUUCGAGGAAUGGUGAUAAAGUACAGUAGAGAAUCUCAAUGCUUGAAUUUAUAAUCUCAUUAAACAAUGGCCAGUUAUUAUAUUAGAUACAUGUAUUUGCAAUUUGUAAUGUAUACUGUGGAAUACUAUUUAAACUUAUACAAGUAGUAGGCUGCACAGUCAGAUAUUUAUGUUGAAAAGUCUGUUCUUUCUAAUUUAUAUCUGCUUAAUGUGAUACAAGCAAAGCUGUUACUGUUCUAUUUACAUGUGACUCGCAUUCUUUCUGGCUGUAUAAGUAAUCUAAUGGGUGGUAAUCCUAAGGUGGGUUUUGAAAUAUGACAUAUUUAACAUUCCAUUAAAUAAUAUCCACCCAAGUUAAACAAUUUUCAAACAAGAUACUAUGUGGUUUUUUAAAAUGUCUGUUGUUAUAAUAGUUAGUAGUUUGGAGUGUAGAAGCUUUGUUCAUUCUCACUCAAAAUAGUUUCCCUAACAAUGUAAACAAUUGUAAAAGGAGUGUUAAACAUUUUUGAUAGAGAUAUUAAAAUAUCAUAUUCAGACAAUAAAUAGAUAUUUUAAAAAAUGUUGUAAUGAUUAUACUAGAGGUUGUUCCCAGCCAG